Pyricularia oryzae 70-15 is the source of this 1363-nucleotide messenger RNA. RefSeq names its product arsenical-resistance protein. Gene Ontology annotation, biological process: arsenite transport; antimonite transmembrane transport. NCBI's taxonomy places the organism in Eukaryota, Fungi, Ascomycota, Sordariomycetes, Magnaporthales, Pyriculariaceae. Gene Ontology annotation, molecular function: antiporter activity; arsenite transmembrane transporter activity; antimonite transmembrane transporter activity. The record is from RefSeq and is a predicted model, not a curated record. The transcript is spliced from 2 exons. Bases 84 to 1253 code for a protein of 389 amino acids. Gene Ontology annotation, cellular component: plasma membrane.
AUUCAUGGCAUGUUGCUGGAAAGUCACUUGUUACAACUUGUUAAAUCGAAAUAAUAAGCCGAGGACUGUUUGAUGGGAUCAUCAUGGGUAUCAAUAAAGAAAGCGACAAUGCCGCCUACAUGGCGACCACAAGCACAGCACCGCGCGAAGAUAUCGAGCCGCAACUACCAAACGACCGAGCAGCAACCCCCGACGACAACGCUACAGGGCAAAGAAUAUCCGCCUUCAAGUCCCUAGGCUGGCUCGAUCGCUACCUGGCCGUGUGGUGCUUCCUCGCCAUGGUGCUCGGCGUGCUGCUCGGCAACUUUGUGCCCGAGACGGGGCCCGCGCUGCAGAGGGGCAAGUUCGUCGGGGUCUCGGUGGCCAUCGCCAUCGGCCUGCUGGUCAUGAUGUACCCGAUCCUCUGCAAGGUCCGCUACGAGUCGCUUCACAAGCUGUUUGCGCACCGCGGGGUAUGGAAGCAGAUUGGGUUCAGCGUCGUGGUGAACUGGAUCAUCGCCCCGCUGCUCAUGCUUGCCCUGGCUUGGGCUUUUCUUCCGGACAAGAGCGAGCUGCGCAGUGGGCUGAUAAUGGUUGGGCUUGGAAGGUGUAUUGCCAUGGUCUUGAUAUGGACAAACCUGGCUGGCGGCGAUGAAGAAUACUGCGCGAUCCUAGUAGCCGUCAACUCGGUCCUGCAAAUGGUGCUGUUUGCGCCCCUGGCCGUCCUGUUCAUUGGCGUUAUCAGCGGUGAGAACCAAGGCCUCGAGGCAAAGUACACCGUGGUGGCGACGAGCGUGGCCGUCUUCCUGGGCAUCCCGUUCGGCGCUGCCGUCAUCACCCGCUUCGCCAUACGCGCCACCCUGGGGCCCGAGUGGUUCGAAAAGGUGUUUCUGCGCUUCAUCUCGCCGUGGUCGCUGAUUGGCCUGCUCUACACAAUCGUAGUCCUGUUCGCCUCGCAGGGAAGGCAGGUCGUGCACCAGAUCGUUUCGGUUGUGCGCGUGGCCGCGCCGCUCACGGUGUACUUUUUCGUCAUAUUCUUCGCCACGCUGCUGGUUGCGCGACGGCUCCGGUUCGGGUAUGCCCUGGCGACCACGCAGAGUCUGACGGCUGCCAGCAACAACUUUGAGCUGGCAAUCGCGGUCGCGGUCGCCACAUAUGGGCCAGAGAGUGACGAGGCGCUGGCUGCUACCGUUGGUCCGCUGAUUGAGGUGCCCGUGCUGCUGGCGUUGGUGUAUGCUGUCAAGUAUUUGGGCAGACGCUGGACGUGGAAAUAACCGACAUUUCGGUAGUCUAGACAAGUCUUGACGGAUAUAGAAUAGAGUUGUAGAGGGUGCCCUUGAAUAGAAGACCACAUAUUCAACAGUGAAUAGACAAGCUCAGCCAG